Messenger RNA from Poeciliopsis prolifica (blackstripe livebearer), 1597 nucleotides. Its product is annotated as CD276 antigen-like. The coding region runs from base 359 to 781 and encodes 140 amino acids. The transcript has 4 exons. The record is from RefSeq and is a predicted model, not a curated record. NCBI's taxonomy places the organism in Eukaryota, Metazoa, Chordata, Actinopteri, Cyprinodontiformes, Poeciliidae.
CCACCUCCCACUGAUCGGUUUCUCAUUAAAUAGCCUGACCAGCUGCGUCACAAACCCGUUUCCCAUCAGACAAUGGAAAGAACGAGAUGCUAGCGAUGCCGGGUCUCUGUUUGCUUCUGUUUGCGCUCAUUUUCACCCCAACUCCCGUUAAAGAAAGAAUCUGGAAGAUAACCGUACAAAAACAUCGGGGUAGAAGAAUAAUAGUUUGUGUUGCUUUACUGACACAAGAAGAUAAGAUUUCUUUCAUCCAUUGUUAGGUCAUUAUCAGGUAACAAGCUCGCGCCAGCCAGUUGUUGCUGCUCCAGGUGAUGAUGUCGUCCUCCAGUGCCUCGUGGAGCCUCAGUUGGACACGGUGGACAUGACCGUGGAGUGGUCCAGGCCGGACGCCAAACGUCGGGCAAAGGGAGUAGAAUACGUACAUCUUUACCGAGACAACCGCGAGGUUCUGGACAUGAAGAGCUCGUCGUACCACGGCAGGACGGCGUUGUUCGCAGACGGCCUCAGACACGGCAACAUAUCCCUCAUCAUCACCAACGUCACGACUGCAGACGAAGGGGAAUACAAAUGCUUCAUCCCAAAGCUGCAGGGCAACGCCAAAUCUUCAGUUGUCCGCCUUGUUAUCGAUCAAAGCUCUAACCUCAAACCGAAUAAAACCGUUCCGUCAGAGACACACCUCCAUCACGAAGCAACGAGGCAGAAUUAUCUGAACGGCGGCGUGCCCCGUUCCAGAAGCUUUACUCCACUUAUUCUUAUCUGUGUCUCACUUAUCUUCAACGCUUGAGUUGCAGGAUGCUUCCUCGUUGCAUGAAUCUUUCAGAGAUGAGCACUUCGCGUUUUCGGCUACAGAAGGAACAUGUAGGUAGACUGCGCAGCGUCUUCUGAUUUUUCUUUUGCAUCCUCAUAAAAAGUUUGAUGUACGUUAACAAUGAUCAAGACUGCUGCCAACUUUGCAUCAAACAUUUUUGCUGCAAAAAUGUUUGAUGUUUGAUAAGAAAAACUGGAAAAGGAAAGAUUUGUGAUUGUAUAACACUCUGUUUAACUGUUAAGACUUUAGGACAUUACUUUAACAAAGAAGAAAAAAACAAUAUUUAUUGCAAUGCGGGAAUAAGGCACCGGUUAUGCAACGAUCAACACUUGGUUUGCACUCAAAUGGCCAAACUGCAUUCAUAAUAAGAUUAUGAACACAUUUGCCCAUGUGAUGUGGUCACACUGUUUGCUUGCUGGAAUGCCCUUACAGGCAUUAGAAAAAUAAUUGUUCUGUUUAGUUUUAAAUGUGGAGUUCCAAGUUUUUAGUUUUAAAAUGUGUCCAUAAAAAUGUUAUUUUUCUCUAAUGCACUUUUUAUUUUUACAUGUCACUACUUCUUGCCAUUGCACUUUAUACCACAUUUUUGCACGAUUACAGUGUGGUUGCGUGACUUUGUUCUAUGUUUACUUUGUAUGUUUUUUGCCAAUAUUUCUUCAGAAUAAGUUGAUUCCAAUGUCAUGAGCGUACUUCACCAUUCAAGCUUUCUGAAACAACACCCUUGUUACUGACUUCAGCAUGUUCAGCUGUUGUCCUCAAUGGGUUUUAAUUAAAAGUGCAGAUUUCUUCAAAGCG